Molecule: messenger RNA, 1808 nt
Organism: Pseudocercospora fijiensis CIRAD86
Lineage: Eukaryota; Fungi; Ascomycota; Dothideomycetes; Mycosphaerellales; Mycosphaerellaceae
Exons: 2
Coding region: 661-1710 (349 amino acids)
Biological process (GO): water transport; glycerol transmembrane transport
Cellular component (GO): plasma membrane
Molecular function (GO): water channel activity; glycerol channel activity
Source: RefSeq, a predicted model, not a curated record
GCUACCGUUGUUGCCGUCACCGUCGCUACAAGAGACCUGUUCUGUGCGACAUCCAAGCUCAGACCCGCGCAUGGCUGCUGCUGCCACGGCGCAGACAAGCUCACCCUACAGCCAGGAACAAAAGCUUGGCCAUUUUGAAGAAAUAAGUACAUCCAAUGUGUCCAAGAUCACAGCCUUCGAGCAUUCAUCGUGAUCUCUUGACACUGCUCAAGCAAUCGGAGCCGAGGAUUGAUCCUUCAAUUGAUGGUACUCCCACCGCAGGCCGUCUCACGCCUGAGACUAGUCACUAGCAUGAUCUCUGCAUGUCGUUGUGGAGACAUGCGUGCCGGUCAAGCCGCUCACGGUCGGGAGGCCUAUGGUCUGCGGACAUAUCGCACUGCGAGCGGGCACCUGAUGUAACACUCCGGCGACGUAUCGACCGAAGUAUGCAGGAGAAUCCAGGAAACGUCUUUGAUGCUUCGCUUGAUCCUUCAGCCGGAACGUGUUCAGCAGAUGGACGUUGCGUGGCGAUUUGCGCCUAUAUUCCUCGAGGCUAGAUGGAUAUGUAGGCCGUUUCCGGUCUGCUCUCCUACCUUGGUCGUGCUUUUCUGCGAUUCUUAGAUCUUUCUAUUCCAUUGACGCACGUGGCAACGAUCUCUAGGAAGCAGGAAUCGCAUCGCCAUGAGCGACAACAGCCACAUGGAGCGUCUCCAGACGCUUGAUCUCGAACUCGGAGCCACAGAAGCAGUAGUCCAGCACUACGCUCGUCAUGUCGUCGCUACCAAGCCUGUGUCUCAACGCAAACUGAACUUCGAAAGGUCACGACCAAGAUGGCUAAGAGAAUGCAUGGCAGAGGCGACCGGCGUAUUCUUCUACGUCUUUCCUGGCAUCGCAGCCGUCGCAUCGAUGGUCCUCAACAAAGCCAAUCCAGCAUAUGGCAGCUUCUUCGAAGUCGGCUGGGCUUUCGCACUAGGCAUUGCCUUCGCAAUCAUCACCUGCGCUCCAACAUCCGGAGGACAUUUCAACCCAGCCAUCACAAUCUGUUUCGCAGUCUGGCAAGGUUUUCCCUGGAAGAAGGUCCCAUCCUACAUCUUCUCCCAAAUCUUCGGAGCCUUCAUAGCCGGCCUCUUCCUCAUGGGAUUGUACCACCAACAACUCAGCGCCUUCCAAGCCGAACUACGAGCCGCUGGAGAAUCUUCCGUCCCAACAAUGUCCUCAAUCCUCUGCGCCUACCCCUUACCCAACCAAACCAAUCUCGGCUACCUCUUCCUGAUCGAAUUCUUCGUAGACUCUUACAUCGGAAUCAUAAUCUGGGCCUGUUUGGAUCCCGCCAACCCCUUCAUAACCGGAGCUUCCGCCCCUUUCGUGAUAGGUUUGGCAUAUGCUGCUAUGGUAUGGGGAUUCGCACCGAUCACGAUUUCGACGAAUUUGGCGAGGGAUUUGGGGACGAGGAUUGUGGCUGCGAUUUUUUAUGGUGGGGAGGCGUUUUCUUAUCAUGAGUAUAGUUGGAUUGCGAUUUUGGUCAAUGUUCCGGCUACGCUGUUUGCUACGGGGUAUUAUGAGUUUUUGAUGAGGGAUAGUUUGGCGAAGAUUGGGAAGGGUGCUGCGAGGCAUGAGCAUGGAGAGGAGGGGUUGGGACUGCAUUUGACGAAGAGCGGAAUUAGUAGGGUGAGGACUGAGGGGAACUUUAAGCCUGGCAGCAGUUCUACGAGUGAGCAUGAGAAGGUAUAGGAGGGAAUGCCGAAUCCUCUACGAUCAUGUGAAGCGCCUGCAUCCUCACAAGGCCAUGUUAUAUUCCAUCGAAAUACAGCUCGGCGUUUGCCAAAGCG